Molecule: messenger RNA, 3883 nt
Organism: Anoplophora glabripennis (Asian longhorned beetle)
Lineage: Eukaryota; Metazoa; Arthropoda; Insecta; Coleoptera; Cerambycidae
Product: extensin-2
Exons: 2
Coding region: 325-3111 (928 amino acids)
Source: RefSeq, a predicted model, not a curated record
CCCCUCCUAAGCCGAGAGACUAAGAGCACGCCGCCGAAGGAAACGGCCCGAAAUGCAAUUCGAGUCAGUGUGAUCACGCCGGUGUUACGAACAGCAGGGCCCACGAAGUUUUUGGUGCAAAAACCUGAAAAAUAAUCACACGCCGCUCGAUGGUACUACGAACCGAACCAUGAAUGGGACCAGUCGAUACCGGAAGUAAAUAAAAACAAGCCCGUCCUGUCGCAAACGGACAGUUCCUGCCUCCGGACUCGCGGUAGUGUGGUGGAAAGUGCAGUGGAGAAUUCAGACUUUUUUUGUUGAUAGGGAUUAUAGUUAAAUAACAAAAUGUACGGGAGACCUUUGCUGUUCCUUCUGACCUUAACUACGCUGGGAGUAACGGCAGAACAAAGGAAACUUCACAGACUAGUCGGCGGUCACCUCAGAAUCAUAAAUCCUGAUCCAGAAGAUUCGGAACUAAUGAGACUAGAAGCGAGUGGGUCGCGUGAAAAAAAGCAGAAAUCCGACCAAGACGAGAAAAAGACAUUAGCGCAACAAGUAGCCGACGGCAAGUACGGACUAAUACAAAAGGAACUGUUCGGUAAGCCUCAGAAAAGACCUGGAGUUUUGAGUUACGACGACAAUUCCGAAGUACCGAAUGACAACAAAGAGAACCUUGGAGGACUGCACAAAAACGAAAUCUGGUUGGCGGAAAAUCACCUCCUCGUUAUAAAAGGCGGCAUAUACCCGCCACACGAGGAAAAACCAACCAACGCCGUUACUCACUGGCCUCCGAUUGAUGACUUUAAGGCGCCGCUGCAUCAGGUGAAGAUUCCGAAGCAUCCCAAAGUCCCGCCGCCCUUUCCGGUCCAAUUCACGGACGACGGUCCCCUCCAGAUCCUUGGCACAAACUCUUCGAGAACGAUUAAUGAAUCAAUCGCAUCGACGGGCUACGCCUUACCGCCCCCCGACGGUUACCAAGACUCAAAUGCGUCGCACUCCCUUGACCAUUCCAAUCCGGCCAACGCUACUCCCUGGCAAGCUCCGGUGCCAAUACCUAUCUACCCUUCGGGGGAAUACCCGCAGGGGGCGCCGUUCCCCCCUUUUCCUUUGAACGGUACUUUGCCCCCAUAUUUCGCCUCUUUACCCCCAGGCGCCGCGAUCCUCCCCCCGCCAGGCAACCAAAGCGACCUGUACGACGAGGACGACCCUUCAAUCUACUAUCCUCCGCCCUACAGCUUCUACUACCCAAAAGAUAACUCUUCCGCGGUGCAACCGGGUCCUCUGGUGCCCGGUAUAAUUUUACCACCUCCUCCCAACUUUUUUGGACCGCUAGAGGAAAUUACCACCACUACCGCAUCGAAAACACCUCAACGACAAAGAAAGCCAACUACAGAAGAGAAUCCCCAGAUACAUCCGACCACUACACCUUUGCCAUCUACGGAAAAGACUAUAACCAAGAAGCCUUUCAAAGUGUAUCCAGUUCACAAUGUCUAUCAAUCUAAUGAAGUUAGUUCUACGUACACAACUACUAAAGAACCCACUGUAGUGUCAGUUUUACCAGUGCGUCAACCAAACAGGACUUAUCCAAGAACAGGAAAACCGCAAACUCAAAGAAAGAGGCCACAAGUCACCAUUUUACAGCCUGUAAGAGGAAAUACUUCGCCUCCAACUUACCAUGAAAAUGAAAUUUCAGAUAAACCUUUUGUGAGCUAUGGUCCACCAAGGGCAACAAAGAAAUCCUCAGUCACCACAACUCAAGUGCCUCUCAAGUAUUUUACGACUGUAAAUGAAAUAGAAACAAAUUCCGUUACCCAACCCGCCAUAAAAUUACACAUUGAAUCAGAAAAAAGUACUGAAAAACCCAUCCAAUUCUACUUCUAUGAAGAGGAAUUUGACCCAAACAGCCAAACAACACAACAAACACCAGUAAAGCAGAGUACGUACGUCCCCAACGAUUAUUAUGUUCCUGUAAAACCAACAACCACAGUUCGGCAGAGGAAACCUCAGUUCAUAUAUGUAAAUGCACAACCGUACAACACUCAAAAACCAAAAUUCCGCUACAUUCCACAACCAGUCAAAACAGAUACCUUUAGCAUUCAUAUCGCUAAAUUACAGAACCAAAUUAAUCAAUACUACACAACAUCAAGACCGACGUACAAACCCGUUCAUUCUCCAAAACCAGUAUACCAAUUCAGUUUUCAAGCAGCAAAUUAUCAACAACAGAAUCGCUUUAAACCAUCCCCACCAGAUCUGAAUCAAGAGGAUCAGUUCAGACCUAUUCCAAAAUACAGUGUUCAAAUUCAACAAGCUAUAGAAAUUAUUCCUACUGAACCACCGAGGUACCAACAAACCCCACCUCCGGUUUAUUAUCAACACACAUACCAACAGACUUCAGAAAGGCCAGGGCGCUAUUAUACCACCAAUAGACCAAAUUAUGCAUAUGAAACCAUUACACAAAAUACAAGAUAUCAAAACGUUGCCACUCCAAAACCUAUAUCUCAAUAUUCUUUUGAGGUAACUCCUAAUCCUAUUUACCAAGGCUUUUACACUAAACCAGACGAAGGUUUCUUUGAUGAUAACACAAAAAAAUACUUCACAAUGUUUGGAAGGAAACUACCAAGUAGUACAAGCCCAUUGCCUAGUGUUGAACAAACAACAGUUAAACCUAACUAUAUUUAUUCAAAUCAACAGCAGCAACAACAAGCUUCACCGCAGUACCAUGAGAAACCGAUAUCUUUGGAAAGUGACACACUGGUAAACUACGUACAUCCCCGACCAACGACAAAUCCUGACGCAGAGCUGAUUCCAGUAAAUCACCCCCAAACCUACCCAAAUGUAGUUAAAUACCCUGUCAAUCCUGCACAGUAUGUCCAACCUCAAAAGCUGCCACACAGAGAAGAAAACCCAGAGAUUAUAAAAGCAAUUCCAAUAGAGGUACCCUCGGAUGACGGUCGAGAAGGCUCUUUCAUAUCCUAUCAACUCCCUGGCGAUAGGGGAGCCCAUUUUUAUUUCCUCACCCCUCAAUUGACGCAGAGGAGGGAUCAAGGCUCAAGUUAUUAUUACUCUCAGCCAAAUGCUAGUCGGAUAAGGAGAAAUGAAGCUCGAAAUGAAGAGAAAGACAAAGAAAGAUGAAAACUGCUGUGAUAUAUUUUGGGACAUUAAUUUUGGAGUGUGACUUUAUUAGUGCCUAUUUUUAAUUGGUCUGUGAUCACGUGUUUACUGACUUAAAAAUCUUGUGCAACACUGAUAGCCCAACGUCAAUAAGAUACAGAAUAAAUGUAUUUAAGACUGUGUCAAUUUCUGCGAAGAACGGCAUUACAACAGACACUUUAACUUCACAGGAUGUAUGUUUUCUUAAGAAAAUUGAAUUAAAAGAAAUAGUAGGAAUACAAACAUAUGUGAACAUAAUGAACAAUGUCUAACAAUUAAUAUUUUUGUAUUAAUUGUAUUUAGAAUUGAUUAUCAGUGAGAAAGUGACAAAGUGUAAUUGCCAAAUUAUAAAACUAUUGUAAUUCAAUAAAUAUAUGCAAUAGACACAAAUCUAAAAAAAGUCAAAAAACACAAAAUAUACCCAUAUUUGUGUUUUGAACAUAAACCAAAUAAUUAAAAGUAGCUACAUAUUAAAAUAAUAUGUCACUACUUUUUCUAAUUCACAUGUACAUUUUUAGCUUUUAAAUUGUGAGCAACUAUUUAUGAACUAUCACUUUCUAACUGAAAAUGAAAAUGUGCAAUUCAAGACAAUUAAUUAUACUAUUUAUAAAAAAAUUUAGUUUUAAGUUGUGCUGAUAUUAUUUAAUUAGAUAGCUCUGCGAAUAUCUAAUUGUUAUUGCAGCCUUAGGAAAAAUUAUAUUUUCAUAAUUUUUAAUAAGACUGUUGAAUAAAUAGAAUAAAAAUUUUUUUAUAA